AUGGCCAUGUGGAGGACAACCGGAGCUCUGCUGCUAAUCCUACAAACAGUGUCGAGCCAGGGCCGCAUCCGAUGGUGCACCACCUCAGAUGCAGAGCACAGGAAGUGUCUGGCCAUGUCUCAGGCCUUCGCCGCCGUCUCCAUCCGUCCAACGCUCGGCUGCGUCAACGGCGUGACGGUGGAGGGCUGCGUUCAGAAACUACAGAAAAAAGAAGCAGAUGCCGUGUCCAUGUACGGCACUGACGUCUACACCCUGGGGAAGACGACGUCCUUCAAGAUGGCGGGCAGUGAAUCAAAAGCUGAUGAUACCGGUGCUUCCUACUACGCAGUUGCUGUGGUGAAGAAAGCAAAUCAUGCCAUAAACAUCACCAACCUGGCUGGAAAAAAGAGCUGCCACACCGGUAAAGGCCGGACAGCUGGCUGGAAUAUGCCUUUAGGAUAUCUCAUUGACCAGGGCUACAUGUCUGUGAUGGGCUGCAACAUCCCCGAGGGCGUGGCAAAUUUCUUCAAUGCCAGCUGUAUUCCCGGAGCGAACGAGGCGGGCGACCCCGCGUCUCUGUGCCAGCUGUGCGUCGGAGAUGAGGAUGGAACGCACAAAUGUGAAAUGAGCAACAAAGAGAGAUACUUCAGCUACGAAGGAGCGUUCAGGUGUAUGGCUGAAGGUGCAGGAGAGGUGGCCUUCAUCAAACACACGACUGUCGGGGAAAACACCGAUGGUGUCGGUCCACCAGACGGACUGCUGUCAGCGGACUACGAGCUCUUGUGUCGUGACGGCACCAGAGAUUCCGUCUCCAACUGGAGAACAUGCCAUCUGGUUCGCAUCCCGUUUCGUGGGAUUGUUGUCGGCACUGACAUCACUUCUUCUUUGGUGUUCGGCAUGCUGAAGGAGGGGCUGGAGAAGUCUGGCUUCAACAUGUUUUCGUCAACGGCUUUCGGCGGAGAAAAUCUACUCUUCUCUGACUCAACCACCCAAUUUCAACCGGCUAAUUCAGAGGACCCCAAAAAGUGGAUGGGUCACUUCUAUUAUAACGCUCUGAGAGCCAUGGACUGCAAACGCGAAGAUAUGCUGCGGUGGUGUGUGUUGUCCGGUGGCGAGCAGCAGAAGUGUGGCGACAUGAGCACGAGCUUCAAACGUAAAGGUCUGACUCCAAUCAUCAAUUGUGUCUACGGGGAGUCGGUGACGGACUGCAUGAACAAAAUCAAGAACAACGAGGCCGAUGCCGUCACUCUGGAUGGAGGUUACAUCUACUCAGCAGGCAAAGACUACGGCUUGGUCCCGGCUACCGGCGAGAGCUACACCGACGACCGCGAUGGCUCCAUGUACUAUGCAGUCGCGGUGGUGAAGAAGAGCAGUCUUGACAUCCGUAACCUCGACAACCUGCGCGGCCGUCGCUCCUGUCACACCGGAUACGGUCGCACCGCCGGCUGGAACGUUCCCGUGGCGACGCUGAUGGAUAAAGGCCUGAUCAGCCCUCAGCAAUGUCAGAUACCCCAAGCGGUGGGAGGGUUCUUCAAGCAGAGCUGCGUACCCGGUGCCAAUCAGCCUGGUUUCCCCGGCAACCUGUGUGAGGUUUGCGUCGGCGACAUAACGGGACAGAACAAAUGUGAGAAGGGAAAAGACCUGUACGAUGGAUACGACGGUGCCUUCAGGUGUCUCGCAAAAGGAGAUGGAGAUGUGGCUUUCGUCAAACACUCUACUGUCUUCCAAAACACCGAUGGUAACUCUGGUGAAUCAUGGGCUGUGGAUCUCCGGUCUUCAGACUUCCAGCUGCUGUGUUCUCAGGACACUAAAGCAGAGGUCACACAGUUCAGACACUGCAACCUGGCUAGAGUCCCCUCCCAUGCCGUAAUGGUACGGCCCGACACCAACAUCCACGCUAUCUAUGGACUCCUGGACCGCGCACAGACAUACUUCAGCAGUGACACCGGUCCUGAGUUCAGGAUGUUCGACUCCCAGAAAUACACGGGCACAGACCUCAUGUUCAAAGACUCCACCGUGCGCCUCGUGGGCGUCGCUGACAAGAAGACCUACGAGGAGUGGCUGGGCCAGACCUACAUGGAAUCACUGGUCGAUAUGCAGUGUAACUCAUCGAGUGCAGUGAUGUCAUCGGUGUGGCUGCUGCUGUUGGUCCCGUUCAGCUUCGUGCUCACCAACCUCUGGAUGUAAUGUGACACUCAGGCGUCCGGCCUCCACUCCUUCUCCCUUUCCUCAUCUCCUUCUCCCUUCUUCCUCCAUGUUCUCCAGUCCUCAGUGCUCACUCCUUUAUUUCUAUUUCCUUUUAAAUUCUCACACAGAAGUCUUCAGAAUUCAUACAGCUUGAGCCCAGACCAAUUUAGCCCAGCUUUCCUUGUCUGUCCCCAUUUUUUUAUUUUUUAAAUGCAUAAUUUCGACCCGAUUCUGGGUUGUUUUAACGUACGAGAGGAUUUAGAAAGUGCUCGUGUUAAAAUAAAGCACAUCGUCGCCUAUUUCUUAUGAGAUAAGAACGUUUAAUUGCCAACGAACUUUCCGCUGUUGUAAAUCUGACAUGAUGAGAGAAGGUGUUUACUGAAGGUGAGCUGCCAUAUCAGUGCGUAUGCUGCCACCUGUUACAUUCAUUUAGUGCUUUGUGCAUGCCUGCAUCAUCAUUUUUACAAAGAACAUAUGUCACAUUUCAACUUCUACCACAGAGUUCCGAAUAAUAUCUAUUGGUCAUUUGACCUUUUACUUUCUGUAAUUAAAAAAAAAAAGAAAUACAAUUAUUUUAUGCAGAGAUGAGAGGAUUGUUCUCAUCUCUGCGAAGCGUUUGUAGCUCGAGUCAGAGGUUUAUCAGCUUAUCUUACCGUAAAGCGCUCUCUUUUAAAUGGUAUUGGUUGAUAGCUACCUGCUUUAACUGACCUCAGAUCAGCUCUCCCCUUCGUAAACGUGAAUAGAAGUCAGAUUGCUGUAGCUCCGAUAAGCUAAUGCCAUAUCAGUGAAUAUGCACUAGUGUUACCCCCACACACAGCUGUGCUGGGGAUGGUGUGUGAUGAGUGUUUGUCCGAAUGUCCGCUUCAUGCAUUCUCCUCAAAUGAAUUAUUCAUUUUAACGUGAUGAAUUGAUUUCUUAUUAUUUUUGUCGUGAUGGGAACUUCUUUAACAGCAGAUAGUGAGAAUAACUUCCACCUGCAGCCAUUUCUCAGUUUACAACUUUUUAGAAAUUCAGUUUACACAUUUGAAACAAAUCAAGUAGAGAAACCCUGACACACGGGUUUGAGAAUCACAUAAAUAUAACAUAUUGUAGUUUUUUGCUGGAGAGACAAUGAGUUUUAGUUUUUUUCUGUGUGAUUUUAAUGAGUUUGUGUCAGUUGAGGAAAAACUCUGACCUCUGUUGGUCAUGCAAGUGUCAAAAGAAUAAGAGUAAAAAAGAAUUUAAUAAAAGAAAAGAAAAGUUCAUACUCCAGCUCUCCAGCCUUAACCCAAACUCUCUUCAGAAAUGUGUCUUUCUAACUCAAAUAUGUUCCCGUCAUCUCCUCUACUUCCUGUUGCUCGAUGCAGUUUCCUGUUAUUAAUGUUGAUUGGAUGUGUAUUUUUCCUUUGUUGAAGAGAUUUAUUUUUAUAUGAAGUCCAGAUGCCAUAUCAGUGUAUAUGUACUGACUCAUGCUGUCAGAAACAAAUAACCUUAUCUUCCUCCUGAUAGAGAUUUAUUUCUAUGUGAAAUGAUGUAACAUGUAACUAAUAUUUAGUUGCCAGGCCAGUGAGUCUGCACAAGUAUUGUGUUUGUUCAAAUGGAAUAAAGCUAUAUUAAAUGCAA
Messenger RNA from Pseudoliparis swirei, 3768 nucleotides. It is a transcript of the gene meltf, whose product is annotated as melanotransferrin. The coding region runs from base 1 to 2166 and encodes 721 amino acids. The record is from RefSeq and is a predicted model, not a curated record. Gene Ontology annotation, cellular component: early endosome; recycling endosome; extracellular region. The transcript is spliced from 16 exons. Gene Ontology annotation, biological process: iron ion transport. NCBI's taxonomy places the organism in Eukaryota, Metazoa, Chordata, Actinopteri, Perciformes, Liparidae.